Molecule: messenger RNA, 2005 nt
Organism: Stylophora pistillata
Lineage: Eukaryota; Metazoa; Cnidaria; Anthozoa; Scleractinia; Pocilloporidae
Source: RefSeq, a predicted model, not a curated record
UUCUGCUUUGUUAUGAGCCUAACACACAAGCGCUGUCUACCCAGAUAGAAAACCAUAUUACUCAAUAAAGGAUUGCCCCAGAGCACUUUUUAAAGCUGCAACUGCCUAAAUAGAGUGUGAGAAACAAUAAACGAGCGAAAAUUUGUCGGCGAUUCUGAACAGUUGAUUCCACGCCAGUUUCGUUGACGAGUGUUCAGCUGUCUUAUUGGGGAGACACGCGAAGGAGACAAUGAAUUCCACGAUUAAUUUUGACGAAUACCCCAUUGUAAUGCCAUUGGUCGUUAGCUUGGCUGUCUGUUUGCAAAUUUUGGUGCCGUGUUACUUCGGGUGCUGUACAGGCUUCGUCAAUUUCAUCAGAUUGGACCCCUUCGAGAGACCGCUGGACUACCAUGAGCGGCGAAGAAAAGAGGAGAGGAAACAGUUUGCCAAGGAACAAGAGAAACGACUGCAGAAAGCUGCCUCUGCGAAAAAUCAGGAGGACCUCGAUAGAGCCGUACAAGAAUAUCAACAAGCCGUUCUUGCUUAUGAAAAGAAAAUUGUAAGGCAAGAAAUAGAGGAGGUUCGUAACACCUGCCCAUGUGCAAGACUUGUUUCUAUGUGCAUGUCUCUCUCUUUCUACCUGUGGCUUAUUUUCGUUGUUGGUUGUGAAAUGACUCAUUGCACCACUUACGGUUCAGUGUUUAACAUCAUGAAAAUAUUUGCCUCGGUGAUGCUUGGCGUCUGUGCCGUAAUCGUCCUGCUAGAGAGCUUUUAUUCGGAAGAGCUGCAGUAUCUUAAAAACAUCGUAGAAGAUGAGACAGCUUUGGAGUACAUCCAACGCCUGCGAGAAGUCCCACCGAGGCUUGACAAUGUUGUGGAGUGUUUUCAUUUCGAAGAGCGCAACAGAACAGCCCACUGCAAGGACCCUAAAGGAAGCCGAAAAGCUCAUGCGGAGACCUAUACUGUGAAGGUAGUGACACAACUGGCCAGCGAGGAGUUCAUAUUCAAGUCAUGGGUGGACGUUUCCAAGAGAAAUAUGCCAUCCCUGAAGGGCGUGGAUUUGGUUCGCAUCAAGUGCUACCCGAGAGUCGUAUUCGGUGACCAGGAAACACACGAGGCUUCUACGAGACAGUUGAAAGAAAUGUCAGAGAGGAUGAGGGUAUCUGACGAUUAUAUCUCCCCCUGGAAAUAUGAAGAUUGGGCAAUACUCGAUUUGACCAGGGGAAAGCGCAUCUCUGCAUAUACAGAUAUGAAUGUGAAGCCAUUUUGGAUGAAUCCUCUAUUCUACUGGAUUGCCACGUUGCUGCAAAUGAACUGGCCUUACCGCUUGCUGUUUAGAGCGAGAACAGCUGAGAUAAAUCUGUUCUUGAAUAAAAAGGUGUACAAGAGUAUAACACGACCAAGAGAGAUAGAAUUAAUGGAACCCAUGGACGACCUUCUAAAAAAUAAAUCAUUCGACGUGAGCUUAAAUGGUUCAGACGUCACUGCAGCUCCCCCAACGUUGGAGGUAGAUAAUCCAGCAACAGAAAGCCCUGCUAACAAUCCGGGAACCGAUAUUCCCGAACAAAGCAGUGCAAAGUCACACUCUGACCCAAUUUUACAUGAAGAACCGCAUCCAAAUGUUCUUUUAUCGUCUCGCGAGGAUGCACCAUGUGAUCACAGGUCUCUUCUGGUAAAAAACGUGCGACUCCCUGUCAUAGCAGAUAAAUGGUUUACAUUUCAAGAUAAUAGCUCUCUUUUAAAAGAAAUUCUGACGAAUGAGAUGAGGCUGACGGGAGAGGACGAGUACCCCAUCAGUCCUUGUGUGCAGCAUGAACGAUGGAAGGUUGGAACAUCAACAGACUAGGUCUGCAUAGUCUCCUCUAUGAUAUGAAUGUUUAUCAAAGAAGACUUAAAAGGUUCCCGAGUGGUAUAGUUGCAGGAGAGCUUUGUUUCAUAUCUUGUGCCCAAACUUCUAACACUGAUUAAUUAUUUUUUAGUUUUUUAAAUUUAGACUAGUGAGCAGCACUUCUGCGAACAGUGGUUG